Molecule: messenger RNA, 1479 nt
Organism: Heterobasidion irregulare TC 32-1
Lineage: Eukaryota; Fungi; Basidiomycota; Agaricomycetes; Russulales; Bondarzewiaceae
Exons: 2
Coding region: 1-1479 (492 amino acids)
Biological process (GO): 'de novo' NAD+ biosynthetic process from L-tryptophan
Cellular component (GO): cytoplasm
Molecular function (GO): metal ion binding; heme binding; indoleamine 2,3-dioxygenase activity
Source: RefSeq, a predicted model, not a curated record
AUGGAUCAUUUCGAACUGAUAUCCAAUCAUUUCUUGAAUCUUCCUCGCCCUGAUGUUGAGCUAGGGCCACCCGCUGGAGUCGUUGACACUACCACACUCGCCGCUCAUGAUUUCGAUGUCGACACACGAACAGGGUUCAUGCCCCCACAGCCGCCCUUGAUCCGCUUGUCAGAUCAAUGGGAGGCAUGGGAGCAGGCAUUAGACGAUGCCCAGGUGCGGAGGCUUCAGCUUGGGCGCAAGCCUGGAAUAACGGAAGAUGAGAGAAACCAGUCUGAAUCAUGGCGUGCCCACAUUCGGGAGAUGCCUAUUAUACCGACUUCGAAAUUGAAUCAGUCAGAGUUGAUGCUUCGUCGGGCGCACCACGUCCUUUCAUGGACGAUGCACUUCUACAUUCACUCACUUCCCCCUUCUCCCUCCUCGGAAAUCAUCAUCCCGGCACCGAUCACAGUCCCACUUCUUCAAAUAUCUGCCCAACUUCAGCUACCGCCCGUGGUAACUUACUCCGAUGAUGUGCUUUACAACUGGGCAUUCAAAUCACCCCCACUCUCCGAUCCGACCGACUCUACGCCUUUACCAGCACCGGCACUCGAUAAUCUCCGUUGUCUUACCCUUUUCACGGGGACACGGGACGAGGAAGAAUUCUAUCUCACCAGCGCUCGUAUGGAACUUCGUGGAGUCGAGGCCCUUGACCUCAUGCGUGCUACUAUGGACGAGCUGUUCGUCGGCGAUACCAUCGCACUUCGCCGCAUUACACAGUACCUUCAUGCUCUGGGGCGCGUUAUUGACGAUCUUGCCGCACUCUUGAUGACCGUGCGCGAUGGUUGCAGACCUGACGUAUUCUACAGCGAUAUCCGGCCUUGGUUCUGUGGUGCCGACUCGAGCUCUGAGCAGAGAAGGUGGAUAUUCGAAGGACUGGAGGACAAUCCAGACCUUGUAGCUCCUACCGAACUGUCUGGCCCUAGUGCUGCGCAGAGCUCGCUCGUGCAUGUACUCGAUGUAUUCCUUGGCGUAGACGAGUAUUCCCACUCCAAUUCGCUGACAGGGCAUCACUUUGUGAAGCCAUCGUCAUCGUCAUCUACCACUGCAACCUCGUCAUUGGAAUCGGACAAGUCUAAAAUCUCGUUCCUUACGCGCAUGCAAACUUACAUGCCUCGACACCAUCGCAAUUUCUUGCGUCACCUCUCUACGGCCGCUCGCCCUCUUCGCGAAACCGUUUCCGAUAGUCAUGACACAGAACUUCUCGAGGCGUACAAUGAUGCUGUCUCUUCAUUGAAGCGUUUCCGCGAUGGACACAUUCGUAUCGUUGCCAUGUACAUCGUCGGUCCAUCUAGAAAGGCCGCAGACGCUGAGCGUGUGGAGUCAGAAGAAUUACAGGCCCCUCUGAAAGGGACCGGUGGAACAGACCUGGUCAAGUUUUUGAAGGAUGUGAGGGAUCGGACGGCGGCGGCUGUCAUGAAUCCCAAAUCUGAAUGUUUAUGA